This is a messenger RNA of Epithele typhae, 1170 nucleotides long. RefSeq names its product phosphatidylserine decarboxylase-domain-containing protein. Bases 1 to 1170 code for a protein of 389 amino acids. The transcript has 2 exons. NCBI's taxonomy places the organism in Eukaryota, Fungi, Basidiomycota, Agaricomycetes, Polyporales, Epitheliaceae. Gene Ontology annotation, molecular function: phosphatidylserine decarboxylase activity. Gene Ontology annotation, biological process: phospholipid biosynthetic process. The record is from RefSeq and is a predicted model, not a curated record.
AUGACGCACUUCCCCAUCGUCCAGGAGCUCGUUGACAAGAUGGCUGCCGAGCCCGAUUUCAAGGCCGAAAUGGAGAUGUCCUGGCUCGUCGCUUACAACACUCCGGGCCUCGACAUUUUCAACGAGCUCAACGUCCACUCCCUCGACGAAUACAUCGACUUCAUGGACAAGUACCUUCACUGGGUUCCGCUCGAGAACCAGACCGGCACGAACCGCCCGCCGUGGCAGUGGCUCUCCGACUGGCUCGUCCGCUACGCGCUCGAGAUGGGCAAGUGGAUGAGCACCCCGGAGUCCAUCACCCCCGAGCACAUCGCGACCUUCUACGCCGCGCCCAGCUACCACAUGCAGGACUACCCCGUCCCCAUCGGCGGCUGGACGACGUUCAACAACUUCUUCUGCCGCCACAUCGACCCCGCCGUGCGCCCGAUCGCCUCGCCCAACGACGACACCGUCAUCGUCUCCCCCGCGGACUGCUCCUUCGACGGCACCUGGCCCGUGCGCGACCCCGAGGCGGACGUGAACUCGUUCGACGUCAAGGGGAUCGAGUGGAAGAUCUCCCAGCUCCUCGCCGACUUCAGCGGCGACGUCGGCGCGCUCUUCGCCGGCGGCGUCUUCACCCACUCCUUCCUCGGCCCGGAGGACUACCACCGCCAGCACGCGCCCGUCGCCGGCACCGUCGUCCAGGCCGAGGUCAUCUCCGGCAUCUGCUACCUCGAGGUCGGCGUCACCGAGACCCCGGGCAAGUCCGGCAAGGUCCAGCUCGGCAUGCACCGCUACCUCCGCCGCAGGGACGACCCGGAGAUCCCGAAGAAGCACCGCACGUACGCCGUGCCCAGCGCGGGCGCGGGCGGCGGCGCGCCGACGAGCGAGCUCGACGCGCCGGACACGCCCGGCUACCAGUUCCUCCAGGCGCGCGGGCUCGUGCUGAUCGACAACCCGGUGCUCGGGCUCGUCGCGGUGCUGCCGAUCGGGAUGGCGCAGGUGUCGUCGGUGCUGCUGAGCGUGCAGAAGGGGGAAACGGUCGAGAAGGGCCAGGAGAUCUCGUGGUUCGAGCUCGGCGGGUCCGAUAUCGUGAUGGUCUUCCAGAAGGGCGCGAACGUGCAGUUCGAGCAGACGGUCGGGACGCACUACAACUACGGCACGCGCGUCGCGACGGGCGGGUCUGCGUGA